Messenger RNA from Gopherus evgoodei (Goodes thornscrub tortoise), 2048 nucleotides. It is a transcript of the gene VPS33A, whose product is annotated as VPS33A core subunit of CORVET and HOPS complexes. The transcript has 13 exons. Lineage: Eukaryota; Metazoa; Chordata; Testudines; Testudinidae. The record is from RefSeq and is a predicted model, not a curated record. The coding region runs from base 35 to 1840 and encodes 601 amino acids. Gene Ontology annotation, biological process: intracellular protein transport; vesicle-mediated transport. Gene Ontology annotation, cellular component: CORVET complex; lysosome.
GGGCUGUCAUGUGAUCGGCCGGGCCUGGCGGGGGAUGGCGGCGCACCUGAGCUCGGGCCGCGUGAACCUGACGGCGUUGCGGGAGGCCGGGCGCAGGGAGCUGCGCGAGUUCCUGGACAAGUGCGCGGGCUCCAAGGCAAUAGUGUGGGAUGAGUACCUCACAGGACCCUUUGGAUUAAUUGCACAAUACUCACUUUUAAAGGAACAUGAGGUGGAGAAGAUGUUCACCCUCAAGGCGGGCCGUCUGCCCCCAGCCGAUGUCAAGAAUAUUAUUUUCUUGGUCAGGCCCAGACUAGAGUUAAUGGAUAUAAUUGCUGAAAAUGUGCUCAGUGAAGACAGAGUUCGCUCUCCGCUGAGGGACUUCCACAUCUUGUUUGUGCCCCGUCGCAGCCUGUUGUGCGAGCAACGGCUGAAGGAUCAGGGUGUUCUGGGAUCCUUCAUUCAUAGAGAGCAGUACAGUUUGGACCUCAUUCCAUUUGAUGGAGACUUGCUAUCCAUGGAGUCUGAAAGUGCAUUUAAAGAGUGUUACUUGGAGAAUGACCAGACAAGUCUGUACCAAGCAGCCAAGGGACUGAUGACCUUACAGGCGCUCUAUGGAACUAUCCCACAGAUCUUCGGGAAGGGGGAUUGUGCACGGCAUGUGGCUAACAUGAUGAUCAGGAUGAAGCGAGAGUUCCCUGGAGGCCAGAACUCAAUAUUUCCCAUCUUUGAUACCCUCUUGUUGCUUGACCGCAAUGUAGACCUGUUGUCGCCUCUAGCUACUCAGCUUACAUAUGAAGGCCUUAUUGAUGAAAUAUAUGGAAUUCAAAAUACUUAUGUGAAACUCCCUCCUGAAAAGUUUGCUCCUAAGAAACAGGGUGAGGGUGGCAAGGAUCUCCCCACAGAACCGAAGAAGCUUCAGCUGAAUUCUGCUGAGGAGCUGUAUGCUGAAAUUCGAGACAAGAACUUCAACGCUGUGGGGUCGGUGCUAAGCAAGAAAGCCAAAAUCAUAUCUGCAGCCUUUGAGGAAAGACACCAUGCUAAAACAGUUGGGGAGAUCAAGCAGUUCGUUUCACAACUGCCACACAUGCAAGCAGCAAGAAGUUCUCUAGCAAACCAUACCUCGAUUGCAGAGCUAAUCAAAGACAUUACUACAUCAGAAGAUUUCUUCGAUAAUUUAACAGUGGAACAAGAGUUCAUGUCAGGAAUAGACACUGACAAGGUCAACAAUUACACUGAAGAUUGCAUUGCUCAAAAACAUCCACUGAUCAAGAUAUUAAGGCUAGUUUGCCUGCAGUCAGUGUGUAAUAGUGGACUCAAGCAGAAGGUUUUGGACCAUUAUAAAAGAGAGAUUCUCCAGACUUACGGCUAUGAACAUAUAUUGACCUUAAACAAUCUGGAAAAGGCUGGACUCUUAAAACUUCAGACAAGCAGUAGAAACAACUACCCAACAAUCCGGAAAACCAUGCGGCUAUGGAUGGAUGAUGUUAAUGAACAGAAUCCAAAUGAUAUUUCAUACGUGUACAGUGGUUAUGCUCCAUUAAGUGUGCGUCUGGCACAGCUGCUUGCUCGCCCAGGGUGGCGUAGCAUAGAAGAAGUUUUAAAGAUGCUCCCAGGACCCCACUUUGAAGAGAGGCAGCAGUUACCUACUGGCCUUCAAAAAAAGCGUCAACAGGGAGAAAACAGAGUAACUUUGGUGUUCUUUCUGGGAGGCGUGACGUAUGCUGAAAUUGCUGCACUGAGGUUUCUUUCUCAGAUGGAAGACGGAGGCACAGAAUAUGUCAUUGCCACCACUAAACUAAUCAAUGGCACAAACUGGAUCAAAUCCCUGAUGGAGAAACUGGAGCCCCCACCUUUUUAGAAGCUAUGUCAAGAUCCAGUAAAAGGCUUCAGGCUGGCAUGGGGCCUUCAGAAAUGACUGCAGCUAGAGAACAUGAAAUCAUGUUUGCACCAGUGCAUGCAGUGGCUGCACUCUGCUCUCUGUUCUGUUCCUGCUACAUACAGAACUUCCCUAAUAAUUGCGUGACUCUGACAGAGAGAGGAAGGAGGAAAUAAAAAUAAGUAUUAGA